Cuscuta campestris is the source of this 2213-nucleotide messenger RNA. The record is from the annotation of a GenBank genome assembly. Lineage: Eukaryota; Viridiplantae; Streptophyta; Magnoliopsida; Solanales; Convolvulaceae.
CGGAUGGUGAUAUUCAAGUAGGAUUGCUGAUAUUCCAUUACGCUUCACGAUUGGCUAGAUAGCAUCGACUAGGGAUUUGAGAUGCCUUUUUGUAGCACCAUAGGGAAUGGUUAAAAAGAAGACACAGAGUUGUGCUUGAUUUUCAUUGUCAAUGAUAAUUUGAUCUAAAUUUUGAAAAUGCAUUUGAAAAAGAAUUUAAGAAGAAGAUAGAUGAUGGAUAUCAGGAUUAAAUAUAAAGUGAGAAAGCCACCAGACUGAGCAUCAGUUAUUCUUCGAAUGAAGGUUAAUUGGGUAUCAAAUUGCAGCAUGGAGCUUUGAAGGUGUCUCCUCUCGCUCGAAGCUAUUUCCUUCUACCUGAAGAUAUCCUUUCGCAAGCGCUCUUUUCCCAUCAUUUAUUUUCAAAAUAUACAUCAAAAUUAGAGUAGUCCAGUCGCUACCACUACUUAGGUAAACGAAGCAACAGAGUGGACAGAAGUUUCCGGCUAGAAGUUUCUUUAUGCUUUGGGUUAAUUAACAGGGGGGCUGACACGUGGCAAUCCACAUAGAUGCUUAUUUGGCCCGUAUUUCCUGACUCAUCAACUUCAAUUAAUGGAAUCAUAUUUCAUCCGUUACUUCCAAGGGAUCUCUCUAGAAGUUCUUUAGACGUUGGGAAGCGGCAAUUCAAUAAGCCAGAAACCUGAAUAGCCGCUCAAAUUUCUUCCGGUGUUCCGGUUAUUGAAUCGCAGGGUGACCCUCUGAAGGUCAAAGUCAACAAACUGGCUUCUACUAGAACUCAACUUCCUUAUUCAUAUUAUUCCCUUCCUUACUGAUUUUCCCUUUCUUCAACCGAUACUACCCCAUCUCAAAAACAAAAGAUCAUUCUUUAGUUAUUUCUAAGCAAAAAAUCUGGAAAAAUAUGUGCCAAUCUCAAAUCUUUUUGCUUCUUCAUUAAGUUGACGAAUUUAUAUGCCUACUCUCUGAUCUCCCUCCUUCAUUGGCAAGCGGAUGAAUUUUAUGUCUACUCUUUGAUCUCCAUCCUACUUCAACAAGCGGAAAUCUGGUUCUUCUGAUGUUAACUGAAUGUUUCCGGAGAAGCAGCAGAAGCACAAGCAGUAGCAGGUAUGAUAUGAAGAUUCAUAUUAAUUCAAUUACUCAAAUUUUUCGGAAAAGGCAGAAAGUUGUAAUUCCACGUUCUUGCAUCAACAGCCGGCCAGACCAAGAAAGUUGUCAUCGGAUCAAUAAUGAAGUGGAAUUACUUGUAAACGAAGCAACAGAGUGGACAGAAGUUUCCGGCUAGAAGUUUCUUUAUUCUGUGGGUGACCCUCUGAAGGUCAAAGUCAACAAACUGGCUUCUACUAGAACUCAACUUCCUUAUUCAUAUUAUUCCCUUCCUUACUGUAAGCCAGAUCGCAUUGUGGACAGUGCAAAAAAUCUUGGCGAGGUUCUCGGGGUGACCAUAUUGAAAACUCUGUGUAUGAGUUUCGUAUGAGGGAACCACAGAUGUGUAACAUUGCAUGUCAUAUUGUUCUUAAUGCAAAAACAGAAAAAGAGUUUAAGAAGAAGAUAGAUGAUGAAUAUCAGGAUUGAAUUCUUUUGCAUUCGGGAAUCCACGAAUGUAACUUGAAUGUAACAGGAUUAAAUAUAAAGUGAGAAAGCCACCAGACUGAGCAUCAGUUAUUCUUCGAAUGAAGGUUAAUUGGGUUUCAAAUUGCAGCAUGGAGGGAAUGGUUAAAAAGAAGACACAGAGUUGUGCUUGAUUUUCAUUGUCAAUGAUAAUUUGAUCUAAAUUUUGAAAAUGCAUUUGGUUAGAAAUUCAUUUUCUAAAGUUAUUCCAAGCAGCCUUCAAAAUCUAAUUUGGGAGAGAAACAACAUAGUUACUCCUUUAUAAAGAAUUUUGAUUAAUCUUGGAUAAUGAGAAAACAUAGAGAUAUGUGAUGAUUAGGUGACUUCGAAGGAAACAAACAUGGUUGCGUUAUUAUUCUGUAAAAAGUUUCAUCAAAUCAACACUAGGUUUUGUAUAGGGUUCCCAGACAGAUUUGAGGGAGAGUAGUCCGUCUAGAUUCCAUUUCUGUUUCCGCCUGGAGAGCUAUCUAAGAUUCUGCAACCUUCCAGUUGCGUCGGUUGGACGAAAUAAUCACUUACCUACCAAUUUUUGCAUUCCGCUUCCAUGGUUUUCCUUUAGAUGUUGCUUCAGGUCUAGAGAGCCAUUUUAUUUAUAAAGAUUAUGAAGGAUA